Messenger RNA from Eruca vesicaria subsp. sativa (arugula), 1931 nucleotides. The record is from the annotation of a GenBank genome assembly. Lineage: Eukaryota; Viridiplantae; Streptophyta; Magnoliopsida; Brassicales; Brassicaceae.
AUGAUACCUACUUCAGAAGAAGGUAGCAAUAAGAUCCUUGUGGCAAUCCCGUUGGACCGUGACGAGAGCCAAAAUGUUCUAUCUUGGGCCAUCGAUGUUCUUGCUAAACCAAAUGAUACAAUUGUUGCUCUUCAUCUUCUUGUUGGUGACGAGCCAAAAAAGAUUCCGAUGAAGAAGAAGAAGAGAGCUCAGAUUCGUCGUGCCAAAGCUCAUGUUAUCUCCAUGCUUGGAGAGUUCGCUUACACUUGCUGCCAGAACCAAGUGAACUUGGAAGCCAAGGUAGGGUUUUGCUCAAACAUCGGAAGAGGACUAAUCAAUGAAGUCAAGUCAAUUUCUGCUCACUAUCUUGUUCUUUCCCGACCAACCAGUCACGCAUUCAGGACAUGGAAUGAGAUCACAAGGUAUGUCUCGGACUUUGCUCCGUCAAGCUGCUCUAUUGUUUUUGUCGGAAAUCAAAGGAAACCACGUAAUGUUUGCUACUCUGACUCUGAUAUUUCUCGAGACAUAAAGAGUGAGAAGUAUUCACCUCGCAGCGUACUAAGCAUUCUAUCACGAGAUCUGACUAGCUCCUCAGGCGAUGAUGCUUCAAGUUUCAGCAGUUCAGUGGUUUCUUCUAGCUUUGCUUCGCCUUCAGACAAACCCAAACAUAGGCCGAUGUCUCCCUACAGAUUCAUAUCUUCUCUUAUCAUGAACUCCCCUUUGAGGAAAUGGAGAAGAAACCAGACUAAGAACAACCCUAAACCUAAACCUCUAAUUCAAUGCUUUACUUACAACGAGAUCUCUAAAGCCACAAAUGAUUUUGAUCAAGAGAACAUAGUAGGUAUAGGAGGGUACUCUGAAGUGUACAGAGGAGAUCUAUCUGAUGGAAGAAGAGUCGCAGUGAAGAGAUUAACUAAAGAGAGUGGUGACAUGAACAAGGAGAAAGAGUUUCUUACGGAACUUGGCAUCAUAAGUCAUGUCUCUCAUCCAAACACUGCUAUUCUCUUAGGUUGUUGUGUUGAGAGAGGCCUCUACCUUGUCUUCAGGUUCUCUGAGAACGGAAACUUGUACUCUGCCUUGCACGAGAAGGAAAAUGGGUCGUUGGAUUGGCCUAUACGGUACAAGAUUGCAGUAGGAGUUGCUAGAGGGCUUCAUUAUCUGCACAAACGCUGCAAUCAUCGGAUCAUUCACCGUGAUAUCAAAUCUUCCAACGUUUUACUUGGACCCGAUUUUGAACCGCAGAUAACUGAUUUCGGAUUGGCGAAAUGGCUGCCUAACAAAUGGACUCACCAUGCGGUUAUACCGGUUGAAGGAACCUUCGGUUAUCUAGCACCAGAGUCCUUAAUGCAAGGAACCGUAGACGAGAAAACUGACAUCUAUGCAUUUGGUAUUCUCCUUCUUGAAAUCAUAAGCGGACGAAGACCCGUGAAUCCUUCUCAUAAACACAUUCUCUUAUGGGCGAAGCCGGCGUUGGAGACAGGUAACACAAGAGAGUUGGUGGAUCCAAAAUUGCAAGAUAAGUACGAUGAUCAACAGAUGAAUAGGCUUGUCCUUACAGCUUCACAUUGUGUCCAACAGUCACCGAUAUUACGACCAACCAUGACUCAGGUACUAGAAUUGCUCACAAACGGGAACGAGGCUGAGGUUGCAAACAGCUGGAGAAUGCCUAUGGAUAUGACUAAUGACGAUAAGGAUAAUGAUGAAUGGGAUGACUACUCUAUGAUUUUAGGAUAUGAUGUUUCUUUGGAUUCUUCCUUUUAAUGUUUCUGGUCUAAUCUCUACUAUCUUUCUUGAUAUUCUUCUUUCUUUUUUAACUCCUUUGUAUUUUUAUGAGAAUUUUUUUUUGUUUUGUUUUGUUUUUUUAUAAAGGACUUUAUGAGAACUGACUCACUGAGGGAUUCAUCUAUUAUGUAACAAGAAUAGAAAUAAGUUACUAAGCAAAUUUCAAAUAA